Molecule: messenger RNA, 5211 nt
Organism: Geodia barretti
Lineage: Eukaryota; Metazoa; Porifera; Demospongiae; Tetractinellida; Geodiidae
Source: the annotation of a GenBank genome assembly
CUGCAGCAAACAGCAAGGUGGAUGAUGUCGUGGAGCUCUGUCGUUUGCUGUCUGCUGCUCCUCUAUGGGUCGAUGCGUAGCUGCAGGGGAGCAGCUACGGUGCACGUGAUCCCGCACAGCCACUGCGACGCAGGCUACCGCAAGACGUUCCAGGGAUACUUCGCGGACGACGUCAAAUCCAUCCUCGACUCAGUCCUGGAAGCCCUGCAGGGAGACCAGGGGAAGCGUUUCGUAUGGGAGGAGGUAUCCUACCUCUCUCUAUGGUGGCAGCAGGCUAGUCAGGAGCAGAAGGACGCUAUCAGGAAGCUGCAUGCUGCGGGACAGCUGGAGUUCAUAGGCGGAGGCUGGGUGAUGCACGACGAAGCGGUAACGACCCUGAGAGGCGUCCUCAAUCAAAUGACGCAGGGACUAAUUUUCUUGAACACAACUCUGGGUGUCCGUCCGAGAGUUGGAUGGCAUAUUGACCCAUUUGGGCAUUCGUCCUUUACGCCUCAGCUCUUUUCUCUGCUAAACUAUGAUAUGUUUGUGUUGAACCGAAUUCCAGAUAAUGUAAAGCAGGAGAUGAAGCGAAAUCGAGAGCUAGAGUUCCACUGGCACAAUCCUCUUUUCAAUCAGACAAUAUUUGCUCAUGUCCUCGACUCCCAUUACUCCACUCCUGUCAUUAUUGGCUUCACAACUGAGGAAAAGGCGAGAUAUUUUUUCGACACGUGCCAGAAGCGUCUGCAGUGGUACAAAACAGAUAACCUCCUUCUUCCGUUUGGUAAUGACUUUCACUUCCAAGAUGCUCCUUCCGAUUUCAAGGAGAUGGACGAGAUACUAAAAUACAUAGCUGAUCACCCAAAUAACUUCCCCAAUAUCACUGUCCGAUACUCUACACUGAGCGAGUAUUUUGAUGCAGUCUCAAAAAGUGGUGUUGCGUUCACCCAGCGGGAAGACGAUUUUUUCCCCUAUAUUGCUUGCUCUCCGUGCUUCAGUGAAGCUUGCGAAGGAGUCGAUGGCUUCUUAACUGUCCCGUGUGGCAUUUCCGAUUCUUUCUGGUCCGGUUUCUAUACCAGUAAACCGGCACAGAAAUUGCUGGUGAGGGAGUUAGAAGCAUCUCUACAUGCUCUCGAGCAGCUCAAUGCAAUGUACCCCAACCUUGCAAAUAGUCUAGAGGAUAGUCUGAGUCUUGCAAGGAAUACAUCGGGUCUUCUGCAACACCAUGAUGCCAUCACUGGCACCAGCUACCCCGACUGUUAUACAGACUACAAUGAGAGGCUGGGGAGAGCAAUAAGAGUUACUUUUUCUUCCAUUGCUACCCUCAAGAGCUCAGUGUUGUGUGGUGAAAAUGCCAGCAGAGCUCCAGCAUUGCAGUCAGACGGUGAGACUGUUCUGAGGGGGCUCACCAACACCAACAGAGUUGUGGUGGUAGUUCAGAACAGCCUGGAGACAACCAGGAACACAUAUAUUAGGAUCUCUCUCCCUGAUAGUAUCUGUGUCAAGGCUAUGAAUAGGAGUGAAGAGCUACCCUCUCAACAAGUUGAUGAUGUGGUGUAUGUUGCAGUACAUCUACAGCCCAUGGCUCUGCAGGCAAUAUGGCUGGAGAAGAUGAAAUGUCGCAACAAACUGUCUUACCAAACACGCGUGGGAGAGAGUGUUGAGAUCAGUAACAGAGACCUGAGACUGGAGUUCAACGACACGGGUCAUCUGUCCACCUGGACAGACUUGAGGACUGGAGUCAGCCACCACCUCAGUCACCUGUACCUCCAGGAGGCUGAGAAGGAGGGUCUCGACGAGGAGAACGUCUGUGAUGGCACCAACGUCUACACCUUUGUCCCUGACAGUGGGAGGACUGUCCUUACUCCCAAGAUAAUUCCUAUCAGAGUGACUGCAAGUGGUCCACUGGUGUGGGAAGUUCAGCAACAGAUAAACACAUACAUCAAUACAACAUGGAGGCUCUUUGCUCCGUUCUCAAACUCCACUGGCAGUUCUCCUGACAUCUUUAGCAUGUUUGCUGAGUGGCAGAGCAAGGUUGGCCCACUACCAUCUGAGCCACACAACUCGGUACUCUCACAACUCCAGACGGAAACUGACGUUACUUCUUUCACUACCUAUGCCAGUGGCUACUACCCAGUGGUAUAAUUGGCGAGCGGGAGCGAGCCAACCGUUCGAGCGGAUUUUUCUAUAUAAUUAUGACGGCGUACGUCGUGUAAGUGCGCAUGCGCGGCUUUCUACGCGCUUCUUUUUAUCCGAAAUUAUUUCCUAAUUUUUACACAUUUUCACAGACGGUGCCUCAAGAUAUGGGCCGAUCGAUCUAGCCAGCGAGAGAACUCUCCUCAUGCCGUUCUGCUCACCUGCUCACCGUUCUGUCGAUGUACAAUACGCAUGCAACGGCGACAGGUAGAUCUGUCUUGCUUCACGAAAGGAAAAAGCUGUGUGCUGCUCAUGGCACGUUAUGCAGCCCGAACAUCGCGGGCAAAUCCCAGUUGGGUCGCUCCUGCUCGCCAACAAUGUUUAACAUUUCCACUAGUAAUACAUAGAGUAUAUUGCUACAUUGAAUAAGGGACACCUUGGGGACACCAAAAGUGUGUCUUUUUUCACUAUUCAGACUAGCAAGGUAGUCAUUAUGAUGGGCACCUCACAUACAUAAUGUUUAUGUCAUUCUAAAUACACGACAGUGAUCAUCAUGCUACACUAGCCCCCCUCUCUCUCUCCAUAUAAAAGCAUGAGCUGUUUAGUUAACAUGUUUUCAUAGAGGAGGUACUACAAGCCGGAGAGUCCACUCCAGGCCAACACCUAUCCUCUAGUAGGAAGAGCAGUGUUCCCUCAGACUCUCAGUGGUGACCUGGCUCUCCUCACACUCAGACCUGUGGCUAUCAGCUCUGACGGUCAUGCCUUGGACCUCAUGCUACACAGACGUAUCAAUCUGUGGGUUGAUAAGAGGGGUGACGAUCGCUCCAUCAUGGAUGACCCAAUCCUCAUUGGCUUCAUUCCCAGAAGCAGUUCUGGAGUGUUUACAGCUCAUGCCAUGAGAGAGCACCGCAACCCACCCACUCUCCACUUCUCCCUCCUCAACUCUACCAGUGACUGGACCAGCCUCUGUCUCUCCCAGUGGAUUCCCAUGUCUCCUCUGCCACUGUCGGUGCAGAGUCACAGCAUGAGAUUUCUAACACAGGUUUCAAGCUCUGAGAUUGAACUUGGUAUGAGGCUGAUUAAUGUGGAUGAAACCCAAUCUCAAGAGGUUGAUGUUGGAGCCAUGUUCCGUGAGUGGAGUGUUCAGGAGUGGAGAGAAACAACUCCCGAUUUCCUUCAGUCCACUUCCCAGGCUUGGCACCCUCACAGUAACACAGUUCAUAUCGCUUCACUGGAAAUAAAGUCCUUACUACUCCAUCUAAAGAAACGCUAGUAGAGAAUGAAAGUUAAAAGCUAUAUACAGCAUCUAAAGAAAGGCUAGUAUAUAGAGAAUGAACGUUAAAAGCUAAAAAGACCAAAGUAAACCUUGACUUGUUUAUGUGGGAUAGUAAAAGUUGCUAUAUACUCAUUUUUAAAAAACAGUAACCUUUUAAGGUGUGUCUGUGUAUACGUAAAUAUUAAUAAAACUUUCAACAUCCUUUUUAAAACGUAACAGUAAACACACGCAUUGGCCUUUAAACAUCAAUCAAUAUUGAAACGUACAUAAGAAGCUCCACGAGAAAGCUUCACGGCUAAGUUCUUCCCGCUGUAUAUACGUAGUUCUUCCUGCUGUAGUCCCUGCCAGUCCGAAGACAAUGGCUGAUAGACAGGUAGUUUGGGCAAAGAAGCAGAAUCAACCUCCACCUGGCAAAAGACAAGGCGGCAAUCGAAAGGUGCGUCAGGCACAGGCUUCAGACCCGCCACAGCCUAAACCAAAACCUAAGCCCAAGAGGAAUGCGGCGCCCGUUGUUCAGUCGAAUCUUGCAGAGGAGAGAUCAGAGUCCGAGUAUGCCGAGUUGAAGGCAGUGAGACGAGAGUCUGUGAACCACUAUGCCCCACUGUGUGUGGCAACAAGGAACAAUCCACAGGGAGCAGGUAGUUCUAACAGUAAGAGCACUCUUCCGAGUGUUGCAGAGGAAGGAGGAGUUCCGGCAGCUAAGGACUCCACCACUGAUCUUGAAAUCCACUACUCUAACGUACACGCCAGGGGGAAAGCUCGUCAUGCUUCCAAUAGCUACGAGAAUUGCAAGUUAUCCGAUGAAAAGGAGGACCUCAACAAGCUGAAAAACUUUUGCUUGUUCCACUGGAAGACCAUAGUGACUGUGGGAGUCACUGUGUCUGUGGUGUUGGUGGCCCUAGUGGUGGUGUUGGGGAUUGCCACAGCAGGACUCUCUGGGAGCUCACGAAACGGAGAGAGGUACCAGAAGCUGCAGGAGACUACAGUGGAUAUGGCUGGCCAGAUCGAGAGGCUAGAUAGACAGCUCAAUGCCUCAAAUGCUGCUCUUCUACAACUGAAGUCAGAAUCAGAUGCACUGAACCGCAAAAUUGCUACAACCGACUCACAGUUAGAUGUACAGCGUGGUUAUUUCAACACUAGAAUUCACGAAAACGAGGAGAAAAUCGCUUCACUAAGACGCCAACAAGACACUUCAGUUGUUUCAAACGUUUCUAAACUUGAAGGAGAGAUACAAGCACUCAACUACUCACUGCUGAGUAGGAUAGAGACAGGGGAACGUAAUGUCACUGAACUCGGAAGAAAUGUUACAAUGCUAACGUCUUCCGUAAACACACUAGUGGAAGUGACUGUAAGUGAACUGUUAGCAAGUAUAGCAGAUAUAAACGGGAGCGUCGCAAAGCUCACAGGAUUACCCGUCAGUUGUGCCUCGUCUGUGUAUGAAACUGUGGCGGAAAACUCGCCAGAAGCAACUUCCCCACAGACAACUAUUAACCAGGUGAACACUACGGUGGAGUGCAGAGGUGCAGUAUUCUCAGAUAGUAUCUGGUGGCAUACUGACACCAUACUUGCCAGGGUGCAAGGCAACAGUAAUGUGAUGAUGGAGUGCACCUGUUCCAUGGGAUCAACUACUGCGGGUUCUGCCAUUGAGAACACCACACUUGUCUGCACCAUGAUAGUUACUACAUGCACGUAACUGUUUGAUAGAGCUUGCAAAGUUGUGUGUUUUUUCCAAUACAGCAACUGUUUGUGUUUUGCACAUACAUCAUACACCGUAUUAUACAUGACACUCACGGAAAAAUGAGCACUAUAAUUAUGCUAUGAUG